Messenger RNA from Gorilla gorilla gorilla (western lowland gorilla), 2230 nucleotides. It is a transcript of the gene U2AF2, whose product is annotated as U2 small nuclear RNA auxiliary factor 2. The coding region runs from base 174 to 1589 and encodes 471 amino acids. The transcript has 12 exons. The record is from RefSeq and is a predicted model, not a curated record. Gene Ontology annotation, biological process: mRNA processing. Gene Ontology annotation, cellular component: nucleus. Gene Ontology annotation, molecular function: RNA binding. Lineage: Eukaryota; Metazoa; Chordata; Mammalia; Primates; Hominidae.
GCGGAGCCCGGGCGGGGCGGGGAGGGCUGCCGGAGGCUUGAUUAGGUAGGAGGUGGCGAAGCGCCGGCGGCGGCCGGAAGUAGCCGAAGCCAGCGGCGGAAGUAGCCGAAGCGGCUGGAGCGGGCGGCAAGGCGAGGCGAGAGCUGCACAGGGCCCUACGCGGCCGCCUCAGCAUGUCGGACUUCGACGAGUUCGAGCGGCAGCUCAACGAGAAUAAACAAGAGCGGGACAAGGAGAACCGGCAUCGGAAGCGCAGCCACAGCCGCUCUCGGAGCCGGGACCGCAAACGCCGGAGCCGGAGCCGCGACCGGCGCAACCGGGACCAGCGGAGCGCCUCCCGGGACAGGCGACGACGCAGCAAACCUUUGACCAGAGGCGCUAAAGAGGAGCACGGUGGACUGAUUCGUUCCCCCCGCCAUGAGAAGAAGAAGAAGGUCCGUAAAUACUGGGACGUGCCACCCCCAGGCUUUGAGCACAUCACCCCAAUGCAGUACAAGGCCAUGCAAGCUGCGGGUCAGAUUCCAGCCACUGCUCUUCUCCCCACCAUGACCCCUGACGGUCUGGCUGUGACCCCAACGCCGGUGCCCGUGGUCGGGAGCCAGAUGACCAGACAAGCCCGGCGCCUCUACGUGGGCAACAUCCCCUUUGGCAUCACUGAGGAGGCCAUGAUGGAUUUCUUCAACGCCCAGAUGCGCCUGGGGGGGCUGACCCAGGCCCCUGGCAACCCAGUGUUGGCUGUGCAGAUUAACCAGGACAAGAAUUUUGCCUUUUUGGAGUUCCGCUCAGUGGACGAGACUACCCAGGCCAUGGCCUUUGAUGGCAUCAUCUUCCAGGGCCAGUCACUAAAGAUCCGCAGGCCUCACGACUACCAGCCGCUUCCUGGCAUGUCAGAGAACCCCUCCGUCUAUGUGCCUGGGGUUGUGUCCACUGUGGUCCCCGACUCUGCCCACAAGCUGUUCAUCGGGGGCUUACCCAACUACCUGAACGAUGACCAGGUCAAAGAGCUGCUGACAUCCUUUGGGCCCCUCAAGGCCUUCAACCUGGUCAAGGACAGUGCCACGGGGCUCUCCAAGGGCUACGCCUUCUGUGAGUACGUGGACAUCAACGUCACGGAUCAGGCCAUUGCGGGGCUGAACGGCAUGCAGCUGGGGGAUAAGAAGCUGCUGGUCCAGAGGGCGAGUGUGGGAGCCAAGAAUGCCACGCUGAGCACCAUCAAUCAGACGCCUGUGACCCUGCAAGUGCCGGGCUUGAUGAGCUCCCAGGUGCAGAUGGGCGGCCACCCAACUGAGGUCCUGUGCCUCAUGAACAUGGUGCUGCCUGAGGAGCUGCUGGACGACGAGGAGUAUGAGGAGAUCGUGGAGGAUGUGCGGGACGAGUGCAGCAAGUACGGGCUUGUCAAGUCCAUCGAGAUCCCCCGGCCUGUGGACGGCGUCGAGGUGCCCGGCUGCGGAAAGAUCUUUGUGGAGUUCACCUCUGUGUUUGACUGCCAGAAAGCCAUGCAGGGCCUGACGGGCCGCAAGUUCGCCAACAGAGUGGUUGUCACAAAAUACUGUGACCCCGACUCUUAUCACCGCCGGGACUUCUGGUAGAGGCGGCUGGGGGAGGGUGGGGGCAGGGCUGGCUGGGGGCUUCUCCCCACUCCCGCCCCCCCCCUUAUCCCCCUCUGAAGACGAUGGGCAGAGGAGUGACAGCCGCAGACACACGACAGCCGGCAGCAACUGGAAUGGCAGCAAUUAAGGGUGGGGGGCGGGGGUUGGGGGGUUAGGGCAGGGAGGGGACUGGGGAAGUGCGCACACAGCCCACACAGACAACACGCACCCACACAGACACAGAGGGAAGGGGUUGGGAUGGGGACAGGGUGCACAGCAGGGCGGGGUAGGACCCCAGCCCCUCCCAAAACAGCCUCUCCUUCUCCCUUAGACCCCUUUCUUCUCCCCUUCCCCACGGUAGGAACAUAGCGUGUUUAUAUUUUAUGGCCAAACUAUUUUGAAUUUUGUUGUCCGGCCCUCAGUGCCCUGCCCUCUCCCUUACCAGGACCACAGCUCUGUUCCUUCGGCCUCUGGUCCUCUCUGGUUCCCUCCUGGGUUUCUUACGUAGUUGAUUUUUCCUCUUUAGUCUCCCUCGACCUGCGCCCAGCCCUGUGGCCCCUGCCCCUCUCCUACUCUCUGUGGCAGUUUCAUAUUUGCUAAGACGAAUUUGCUCAUUAAACAUUUUGUUGUAUUUUACUUUA